Messenger RNA from Suillus clintonianus, 620 nucleotides. RefSeq names its product chorismate mutase. Gene Ontology annotation, biological process: chorismate metabolic process; salicylic acid biosynthetic process. NCBI's taxonomy places the organism in Eukaryota, Fungi, Basidiomycota, Agaricomycetes, Boletales, Suillaceae. The record is from RefSeq and is a predicted model, not a curated record. Gene Ontology annotation, molecular function: chorismate mutase activity. The coding region runs from base 102 to 557 and encodes 151 amino acids. The transcript has 3 exons.
UUUCAUUUGCGUUAAUCAACCGAACUGUUUGUAGUCCAUUUUCGCUUCUUCAACCACCACUCGAAAAGCCACUGCAGUACUACACAAAGCGGGCUGCCAGGAUGUUCGGUUUUCUUGUCGCCUUUCAAAUCAUUGGCUUUGUCGUGGCGUCCUCCCUUACUGACACAUGUUAUUUCGAUCCUCUCCCUUCUAUACCACCCUCCACUGACAACCGUACCAUACCAUGGGGCGAUCCAACCAUACAAUACGCAAAUGGCACGACAUGUUGUUCUUCGCUGGACGAAGUUCGAGGACAGCUAAAUACCAUUGAUGCACAGCUCAUACAGCUCCUGUCGACUAGAACCUCGUACGUGAGAGAAGCAACCCGCUUCAAGGCCACAAUUGCAGCUGUCAACGAUCCGUCUCGGAAUCAGCAGGUGAUACAGGGGGCUGUCGAUGCUGCUCCAUCGGUGCAUUUACCACAAAUUGUCGCUAAGAAGGUGUACGAGGCUAUUAUAAAUUCCAGUGUACUCUUCGAGGAAUGUAUAUUUGACACUUAUGUCGAUGACUGUAAUUAGCAUCGCGACGCUGCUGGAAUAGGCUGUCAGAAAAUAAAACUUUUCACUUGUGCAAGCGAUCUA